Messenger RNA from Drechmeria coniospora, 1077 nucleotides. RefSeq lists its product as uncharacterized. Lineage: Eukaryota; Fungi; Ascomycota; Sordariomycetes; Hypocreales; Ophiocordycipitaceae. The record is from RefSeq and is a predicted model, not a curated record. The transcript is spliced from 2 exons. Bases 1 to 1077 code for a protein of 358 amino acids.
AUGGCCAUCCCGUGGAGCUCCAUCCGCAGCCUCCUCCUCUUCUUCGGGCCCGUCCUCCUCCCCAAGGCCAUCAUCUACUACCGCUCCGUCCGCGACACCUCGCGGCGCCGCAACCUGCCCAUCCGGCCCGUGCCGCGCGGUGUCCUUGUUCCGCUCGCCCUGCUCGUCGUCCUCGUCCUCGCCUUCCUCGCGGCGUCCCUGCCGCCGUUCAGCCCCGAGAAUGUCUUUGCGCGGACGCAGAGUCGGCUCCAGAUCCCCAACGAUGUCCUCUUCAACCGCCUCGCGGCCCUGCGGCCCUCCCGCACGCUCACCCGCACCGACGAGGCGCUGAGGGCGAGGUUCGUCAACCUCGAAAGCAGGCUGCUCUAUCUUCAGUUCGGUCCCGACGUGCUCGCCGACUGCCCCUUCUGCAACGUCGACGAGCCCAUGAGCUUCUACUACUACGCGCUGACGUCGAUGCUGUGGCCGCACCUCAUCAACCUCGUCGUCAUCGCCGUGGCCACGAGCCCGUCCUGGACCGGCAAGUCGGGAUCCCAGUGGCGCACCUUUGCCACCAUCACCGCCGCCGUCGUCGCCGCCGGGGAGGUGUACGUCGUCAGCGCCUACAACUACCAGGCAAACGCCCGGGCCCUGCGGCUCGCCGACGUCGACUUCUUCUUCUGGGACGUGCGGGUCUACCGACUCGUCGCCCUCGCCGCCUUCGACGCCUCGCUGGCCUGGGUCCUCUACCUGUCGUCGACGAAUCGGGCCUUUGGUCAGCCGCUCUCGCCGGCCGAGCGCGUCGAGGCCGUCAGCCAGGGCCUCGCGGCCGUCAAGAGCAAGAUGCACGCCGUCGGCAUCAUCAAGAACACGGCCCAGCGGGACGAGGACCUGAGGCUGCGCAGCCAGGCCUACUGGAUGCACGAGGUGCGCCUGAUGGGCGAGGUCAUGGAGGAGAGGGAGGUCAUCGAGGGCGUCAACGACGCGCUGAGCAACAGAAUCAACAUUGAAUCCAUUUCGAAAGAGGCCGACGUCUACUCGCACGGCGUCCUGCAACAUCUGCGGCAGGAGGAGACGGCAUCGGGCGCCGCCGGCUAA